AUGGCUUACUCUAUUCAAUAAAUGCAAUACUAUAAUUAGAAUUAAAAUUGUAUUACUUCGAGUAUUAUUUAAAAAAAAUUUAAGCCUUUGCAUGAGCCGAUUGUGGAGGUUCAAUCUAAAGAUGAAUUUUCCAUAAACGCAGAUAUAUUAUCAUCAUAAUAAAUGAAUUAUUCAUUAAGUAAGUAGUUAUUGUAUUUCGAUAAAAAGAAUAAGUAAGGCUCAGCAGUGGAUAUUAUAAAGGCAAAUGCACUACAUAAUUCAAUUGAAAUGUCUCAAAGACUGAUAGGUUCUUAAAUCUACCCUACAAAUAAUCUAUUAUAGGUUGAUGAUCAAUAUUUAAACACACCUAAAAAUAUAAUUAAUAGCAAUAAUCAAAUAAAUUAGCUAAAUAGCUAAAAUCUUAACAAUAACUAUUAAGUAGCAGGUGAUGUGAGUCUUUGCAUAGAUAAUAUGUCUAAUAACGGAAAUGAUUUUAAUGAAAAGACAUCUACUACGUAUGAUCCCAGCAAUCAUUUGGGUACAAAACCUACUACAUUAAGUUUUAUGAAUCAACAUAUAGUAGCUCCAGUAGCAUAUUCUAAUAAUUUUGGGUCAAAUGACCAAUUAGCAGGUAUAGAGUAAGAUGAACAAGCUUAAGAUGUUGUUGCUGAUAUAGAAAAAAAAAGUAUUGGAAAAAAAAGUGCCUUUUAGAACUCCAAUAAAAAAGAAAAACAAACAAAUUAAUAAGAAUUAAUAUUGAUGAAUUGUCCACAUUGUAAAAAUCACAUUACUUUAUUUUAGGACAAAGGUGAUAAUAUAAGUGAAAAUUAAAAUUGUCUAAAUAUUUUCCAUAAAAUAUUUUCUUUUUGCCAAUCAUGUUCUUGUAACCAAUAAAACUAAGUGUCUUAAAAGUACUAAUGCCCAGAGUGCUAAAAAGAUAUUUAAAUUAGUUGA
Tetrahymena thermophila SB210 is the source of this 933-nucleotide messenger RNA. RefSeq lists its product as hypothetical. The record is from RefSeq and is a predicted model, not a curated record. The transcript has a single exon. Lineage: Eukaryota; Ciliophora; Oligohymenophorea; Hymenostomatida; Tetrahymenidae.